Molecule: messenger RNA, 1425 nt
Organism: Rotaria sp. Silwood2
Lineage: Eukaryota; Metazoa; Rotifera; Eurotatoria; Philodinida; Philodinidae
Source: the annotation of a GenBank genome assembly
AUGAAUCCAUCGACAUCAUCAUCAUCGAUGGCGCCAGUAUUAGCUGAUUAUCAUAAAAAAACAGCAAAUUUACGUUCAAAAAUAUUAAAAAGUGAAGAAGAACGUAUUCAACUUGAACAAAAAUUACGUUCAUUUUCAAGUAUUGAUUCACGUUUAAAACAACAACAACAAAUUGAACAUAUUCAAUCAUAUUUUAAACAACUUAAUGAAGAAUCUCAACGAGCUAAACAACGUAAUUUAAAUUUAUUGAAUGAUUUAACACAAGCUGAACAUAAUUUAAAUCAAUUACGUAUUGAUACGGAACAAUUAAUACGUUUAAAAAAUGAUUAUAUACAAUAUUUAGAAUCAAGUUAUUCUAAUCGACAAAAAAAUAUAUCAACAGGAGCAUAUACAAAUGUUCAUAAUACUAUAGAUGAUUUUGAUCGUUUACGUCAACAACAAAAUGAUGGAAAUCUUCGACACAGUAUACCAACAACUCAUCAAUCAGAUAAAAUUGAUUCUUCUUUAUUAUAUAAACGUUAUGAAGAUCAAUUAAAAACUGGUUUAGAUCGUACAAAUUUAUCUACUAUAAAUUCUGAAAUAAAAGAUCAUCAAUACGAUGAUCAAUCAACAUCUGAUACAACAUCAAAUACAUUUUCACGUUCAAAACGUUCAGGUUCAUUACGAAUGGAAUUACAUCGUUUAGGUCUUUAUUUUUUACUUGAUUAUAUUGAAAAAGAAUUAAUUGAUACAAUUGAUAAAAAAAAAUUCUAUCGUUAUGAUCCACCAACUAUAACACAAAAACGUACAAUACUUGAUAUAGCUAAUGAACAACAACAAUAUGCAUUAAAAGAUCUUGAACCAGCAACAACAUCUAUGGUUAUACUUGAUCAAUUACCAUCAACAAUACGUCGUAUAACAAUAAAUAAAUGUUUAUUAACAGAAGAUAUACUUUCAUCAAAUAUUAAAGAUUUAGAUAAAGAUAUAAUAACAAAAAUGUUACCUGAACAAGAUCGUUCAUUAUGGACACGAUUAAUUGAUCAUUUUAUACGUUUAUUAAAAUUACAUAUAAUGAGUUCACAAACAUUAGCAAAUAAAUUUGCACCAACAUUAUUACCAAAUAAUUCAAUUUAUUUAUAUGAUAAAGCUAAAAGUCUAUUAAAACAUAUUCUUGAAAAAAUUGUUGGAAUACAACAAUCAAGUUCUGAUGAUGAUACAUCAACAGAUAAAAAACAACCUGUACAACAUAUUAUUAAAACAAAUACAGCAUCAUCAUCUUCAUGGUUAAAUAAAUUAACAUCUGGUGGUAUUAUGGAUGAUGAUGAUACAUCAUCAUCAUCAAUAACAAAUAAAUCAAAGAAAAAUAUUAAAUCAGCAAGUUCAGUAUCAACAACACCAAGAACAGAUGUUAAUCGAGAUGAUAGUGAUCUUGAAUUUUAUAGUUAA